AAAAAAAACAAGGUUCGGUGAGAGGCUUACGAGAAAAGUGCCACGAAAAAGAUUCGCAUGCAAUCAAGCAAAAAAAAAUAAGAAAAAUUGCAGCAUUAUUAACUUUUAAUUAUUGUUUUUAAUUGCCAAGCAGCAGCACCAACAGUUUUCUCACGCUCCAUAGGCAAGCUUAUAAAUCAAAGCAAACAACGUUGAUCCGACGCAUUUUGCGUGUCAUCAUGAGACUCAACGAAUCCACUUCAGCUUCCAGGUGUAGCAAAAGCACCUGUAGGUGCAUGUCCUACCAGCUGGUGCUUGCUCUCCUGCUGCUGCUGCCACGUUUCUGUGACGGCGUCAACAUGCAACAGUUUAUCCAAUCGCUGGACAUGAUGCGCAAUGGUUGCAUGCCCAAAUUUAAGGUUCAAGUGGAUCAAUUGGAUCGCAUACGAGAUGGCGAUUUUAGCGUAGAGCCCGAUCAAGAUUUGCUGUGCUAUACGAAAUGCAUUGCCCAGCUGGCGGGCACCCUGACCAAGAAGGGUGAGUUCAGUGUGUCCAAGGCUCAGGCUCAAAUGCCCAUCAUUUUGCCUCCUGAGCUGCAGGAACCCGCAAAGGUAGCGCUAAAUCAUUGCAAGGAUGCACAGAAAGAACACAAGGAUACAUGCGCGAAGGUCUACUACAUAAGCAAGUGCAUGGCAGACUUUGAUCGUGCCAACUUCAAAUUUCCAUAGCAACAAAAAAAAAUUCUAACGAAAAGGAGUACAAACAUUAUUAGAUACUUGGGUUCUACUUACUCUGUCGUUUCUCCUUGCCCUGUGAAAAGAGAAAAUAGGUGUGUUUUCGUAAAUAUGUUCUUCCUGUUGCAUUGUUUAUAUCAAAUACACGGAUAAUAAAUGAUUAGCCAACCUG
Molecule: messenger RNA, 885 nt
Organism: Drosophila albomicans
Lineage: Eukaryota; Metazoa; Arthropoda; Insecta; Diptera; Drosophilidae
Gene: lush
Product: general odorant-binding protein lush
Exons: 3
Coding region: 219-707 (162 amino acids)
Biological process (GO): olfactory behavior; sensory perception of smell
Cellular component (GO): extracellular region
Molecular function (GO): odorant binding; dibutyl phthalate binding
Source: RefSeq, a predicted model, not a curated record